Folsomia candida is the source of this 3006-nucleotide messenger RNA. RefSeq names its product piwi-like protein Siwi. The transcript has 12 exons. Gene Ontology annotation, cellular component: P granule. Gene Ontology annotation, biological process: regulatory ncRNA-mediated gene silencing. Lineage: Eukaryota; Metazoa; Arthropoda; Collembola; Entomobryomorpha; Isotomidae. Bases 271 to 2703 code for a protein of 810 amino acids. The record is from RefSeq and is a predicted model, not a curated record. Gene Ontology annotation, molecular function: piRNA binding; protein binding.
GCGACUCACAGUUUGCGAGGGGUGGAAUGGAAACUCUUAUUCUUAAAAUCUGUGGAGUAACUGGAACGUUUUUUUUUUGCUUGCUUGCUAAAGAAUAAAGACGAACCAAUCAAGCAAUCACAGGAAAGUGUGGCAGCCAGCAGAUUUACUUUAGUUUUAGUGUGUUCGAUUCUCGACCAGGUUGACGAGACUCUGAUCGAGCCAAAAUAUUAAUUUGCCGUGUCUUGGUUUUGGUCUUCGUCCAGAACAGGCUAUUGUUUUAAAUACAAAAUGGAGGUUCGACAGCGACCUGUAGAGCAGGCGCAGGCCCAAGAACAUGUGGGGCCACCCCCACCACGACGAGAAGGGUACGGAUUCGGCCGAGGUUACGACCACGUUCGAACCAGACCGGACGGCUUGGGAAAAACCGGAACAUCUGGCACCCCCCAAAAAUUAUUCGCCAACUAUUUUAAAUUCCAGAUGAAGAAAACCAUCGAGUUUUUCCUUUACAAGGUCACAUUCUCCCCAGAAAUCGAAACGAUCGGAAAACGUUCCAAACUCCUCCACACCCUAGACGACCAGCUCGGCCCCUACUUAUUCGAGGGCGUCCAACUCUUCACGACACACAUCAUCCCUCCCGAACACAUGUCGCUGACCGCCUCCUUCCCCUCCCAUCCUGAACAAGAGUGGACCGUCACGAUCCAAUUUAUCCGCCCAUGCGACCCCGGAGAACCCGUCGUCACCCAGUUGUACAACGUUCUCGUCAAAUCCUGCCAAGAAAUCCACGGUCUCACCCGCCUCGGCCAGUACUAUUUCGACGCCACCCAGAAAAUCGACAUUCUCCACCACAAACUCCAACUUUGGCCGGGAUUCGUCACCUCGAUUCGUCAAAUGGAGGACGACGUCUUGUUCAACGUCGACCUGACGUUUAAGGUCUGCCGAACGGAAAGUGUUUACACGCUGAUUCGAAGUAUUCGAGACAGCACUCGGGGCGAUUUUCGGAAAGAGUGCGAAGCCGCGAUCGUCGGAAGUACGGUGAUGACCAUCUACAACUCGAGAACGUAUAAAAUCACGGGAAUCAAUUGGGAUCAACGACCGACCGACACUUUUGAAGCGAGGGUGAAAGGGGUCCUGACGCAGGUGUCGUUUUUACAGUAUUUUAAAAAGAAGGGGCUCGAUAUUCAACCGUCGCAGCCGAUGUUGGUGGUCGGACCGACGAAACGAGAUAUUCGUCGGGGGCAUACAGGGGAUAAGAUACUGCCGCCGGAUAUUUCUUACAAAACUGGGAUCGAUAAUGAGAUGAGGAGGAACUUUAAAUUGAUGAAGGAUUUGGCGACCCAUUUUCAUUUGCCGGCACAAGGAAGGAUUAAUCAGAUUGUGAAGUUUGUUCGGAGUAUGAUUGAAAAUCCGCUGGUGGGACAAUAUUUACUCCGUUGGGGAGCCCGGAUUCUGGGGGUUCCGGUAGACGUGCAGGGUCGUUUAUUGAGCCAGGAACUUAUUCGAUUUCUUGAUGGCCGUAAUUAUUCGCCUGGCGACGAUGCAGAUUGGACCGCAGCGUUGAGGAAUGAAAAGAUGUUCCUGGCAAUCCCCUUGAUCCACUGGGCCCUCAUGUACCCUCCCAGACAGUCGGAAAACAUUGACGCUUUGGUCACCAUGAUGCGCCAAGUCAGUCGUCAGAUUGGAUUUCAAGUUUCGCCGCCUUUGCCCAUACGACUGAAUAACGAUUCAAGAAACGAAUACGUAAAUCAGAUCAACGCCGUCGUGAAUAGUUUCAGUGGUCAGCAGGCCGAUCUCGCAAUGGUAUUUAUCGUUUUGCCGCAUGAAAACUCGGAUAUCUAUGCAGCAGUCAAAGUCCAAUGUACCAUCCAGCGCGGAAUUCCAUCGCAAUGUUUCUUGGCAAAGAACACGACAAGCCGGAAUCUUCGAUCAAUCUGCAUGAAAAUGCUCAUACAAAUGAACGCCAAGCUGGGUGGGCAACCGUGGGGCCUGGUCAAUCCGCUCGAGGGCCUGAUGGUUAUUGGCUUCGAUGUCCAUCAUGGAACUGGGCGAAGCUAUGGAGCACUUGCGGCCACAACGUCGGCAAAUUUGGCGUCGUAUUUCUCAACAGUUAUCACAUUGGAACAGGGGAAUAACAUGGGCGGUGAAAUCGGGGCGGCGAUGAUAAAAUGUUUAAAAGCGUAUGGAGCCCGGAACGGAGUUUUGCCGAGCAGGAUAAUUUUCUACCGUGACGGGGUCGGAGAUGGUCAACUUCGUGUUGUUGUCGACACUGAAGUGGAAGCUAUCAAAAGUGCUAUGGCCGAAGUUUACAAAAAUGCGAACCAAAUGUACCCCAAGUUUACGAUGAUCAUUGUAACGAGACGCAUUAACACGCGAAUCUUUCUCGCAACUGGAGAUAAAAAUUGCGUGCUAAACCCACUACCUGGCUCGGUUGUGGAUGAUGUGAUCACCUGCCCGGAAAAAUACGAUUUCUACCUUGUGGCACAGACGGCUAGACAGGGAACCGUGUCCCCCGUGGCGUUCAACGUCAUUUACGACACGUCUGGCCUGUCAGCGGACCAAAUGCAGCGUUUCACGUUCAAAGUGUGUCAUGGCUAUUUUAACUGGACGGGCACAGUUGCAGUUCCGGCGCCUUGUCAGUACGCCCGCAAAUUGUCCAUGCUGACCGGAACGGCCCUGCUGAACGAGGCGAAUACCGCAUUGCUGAAUAAUCUACAUUUUCUCUGAAAUUAUGUAUUUAACUGACUUUAUGAAUGAAUCAUUGACAUGUAAAAUUCUUAUUUAUUUAGUGAUUUAGAAGAUACGUAGAUUAGUGUAGAGUUUUUUUUAGUGGGGGUGACGACAAAACUUGUCGAAAAGUUAGUAGUAAAAUUAGCUUGACGAUACGAAUGCGUAGUUAUUUACAUAUCCGAUAGUUUAUUUUUUUUUAACCACUCUUUUACUGUUAUUGUAACGCAGAUCGUGUAUUUAGUUUAGGAGGGUACAAAAACUUGAGUACAAUUUUUGUAAUAAAUUUAUUAUGUAAAACGA